AGCAAAGGUACCGGGUACGACUUUGUCCUUUUCUACAACUUUUAGGAAGGGGACAACAUCGCUGUAAAGUCCCUAAGGCCCACUUAAACAUCACCAAAAGGGAACUAAUCGCCGAAAAUGUCUGCAAAUAAAAAUGCGGAUGGAGGAUGGAAGAGCUUUAUCUGGAAUUCAGAGAAGAAGGAAUUUUUAGGACGCACAGGCGGCAGUUGGUUCAAAAUCUUCAUCUUCUAUGUAAUCUUCUACGGCUGCUUGGCUGGAAUAUUUAUUGGCACCAUCCAGGCCAUGCUUUUGACUCUCAGCAACUACAAGCCCACAUACCAGGACAGGGUGGCACCCCCAGGCCUUUCACACUCCCCACGCCCAGACAAAGCAGAAAUCACCUUCAACAUGAACGAUUCGUCAACUUUUGAAGCAUAUGUGACAAAUAUUGCAAAGCUUCUAGAGCCAUACGAUAAGGAGAAUCAGACGGAUGAAAUGAAGUUUGAGGACUGUGGAGACAAACCGGGACCCUACUCGGACCGUGGAGCCCUAGAGGAUGACAAUGGCCAGAGGAGGGCCUGCCGUUUUGAGCGUUCCUGGCUGAAAGACUGCGCGGGGACCCAGGACAAAUCAUAUGGCUUCAGUCAGGGCAAACCCUGCCUUGUAAUUAAACUCAAUAGAAUUGUCAACUUCAGGCCUCGGCCUCCAUCCACUAAUGACAGUCUUCCUGAGGGAGCCCACCCCCACAAUCAGGGCAAUCUGAUUCCAAUCCACUGCAAAAGCAAGAGAGAUGAAGAAGCAGACAAGCUGGGACACAUUGAUUACUUUGGGGUGGGUGCCGGUUUCCCUCUCCAGUAUUAUCCUUACUACGGCAAGCUGCUACAGCCACAGUACCUCCAGCCUCUCGUGGCCAUCAAGUUUCAAAACAUCACCAGGGGUUUUGAGAUGCGCAUAGAGUGUAAAGUAUACGGCGAGAACAUCCAUUACAGCGAGAAAGACCGUUCUCAGGGACGCUUUGAUAUCAAAAUCCUGAUCGAGUCAUGACCUUAGCUAUGAAAAUAGCGCUUUUAUUCUGCCCAUUUCAAACAUGAUAAUUUCAACACAUUCAAUUGGAUAAAAACAUCAACAACAACUAGUCUUGAACAAACUUUCACAACAUACGGGACCUACACUUAAUCUGUAUGCUUUACACUAGCUUUCUCUGCAUGUCUAGGUUUUAGAUUGUAAAUUACAGGAAGAGUAGCAAUAGCAAAGUAUUUAUUCUACUGUAAAUGAGAAUAUUCCGUGAGCCAUGGGACGUUCAUUUAUUACUGUAAAUUAUAAUUCCACUACUGAUGUAGCGAGCAGUGUUUCUGUCCCCUGAGUAUUUCUGCCUAGUGUGGUCUCUCUAUGGAGUGUGCAGUAGUUGCAUACAGUGGUCCUUUCCAAGCCAUGUUGUCAUUUUUUGUUGUCUUACUGUAUUGUGAGAGAGCCUUAGUGGUCCAAGGUGUGUGUGUGUGUGUGUAUACGUUAGUAAAUGUGAGAGUUUGAGUGUGAAUGUGUGUGUAUAUGUCUAAACUUAAAAACUGAAAAUACUGGCAUGGUACGCUCUGAACUCCCCAGGUCUGUCUGUGUGUGUGUGUGAAAGUGACUGCACUCCGUUAAAUUCUUUUUCCUUUCUUUGUUGCCUUUAUUUUUUUUUCGUUGAUUGUGGGGAAUAUGUUUGUACAUCACCUUUUGACGUUUUAUUUGAUUGUCUUGCAAUUUGGGAAAUUGGGGCUAAUGAAAAGUCGGUUUGUGUAAAGCUUAUAUUCCUUUACUAUUAAGUGUAGAACUGUGUCUAGCCUGGAGGACUGAAGUGGCCAGUGGUCACCGUGGCAUUUCAGUGCUUUUAAUUGUUUUUCUGGAGACAUCGCAUAAUAUGCGGUGUUACUUUCUAAUGAAUGUUUUAGCCAUGUUCAUGGUGGAAGAAUUUUAUAUUUAUGCAGUUGUACAAUUUUUUCAGCAGGAGAAAACGUAAUGUAUGAAUCCAGAUACCAAAGUCACUGGUCAAAGGUUCGAAACCUAUCAGAUGCAAAGCAAUACCCCAUGUAAUAGGAUACUAUGUUUGUGUUAUAAAAACAACUUUAAGUGCAAAGUUGGAACACUUGUCAAAACAGUCAUUUGCUCAUGUAUUGUUAUUUAAAUCUGGGUAAGACCUGAAAAAGAAAUAAAUGGACAGACAACUGA
This is a messenger RNA of Misgurnus anguillicaudatus (oriental weatherfish), 2187 nucleotides long. It is a transcript of the gene atp1b1a, whose product is annotated as ATPase Na+/K+ transporting subunit beta 1a. Gene Ontology annotation, molecular function: ATPase activator activity. Gene Ontology annotation, biological process: potassium ion import across plasma membrane; sodium ion export across plasma membrane; intracellular sodium ion homeostasis. Gene Ontology annotation, cellular component: sodium:potassium-exchanging ATPase complex. NCBI's taxonomy places the organism in Eukaryota, Metazoa, Chordata, Actinopteri, Cypriniformes, Cobitidae. The record is from RefSeq and is a predicted model, not a curated record.